AUGAGCUCUACUAGCUACUCCUUGUCUCGAGCGAAAUAUGCUUCAGACUUAUUGGUGUGCUCUGGGAUCACUAACUCUGAUACAUCCCUGACACCGCUCAACCCUAAUGUUCGUCUGACUCCAUUUGAUGGCAUUCCCCCCGUAGAUGUCAGUCUCUACCAUCAACUUGUUGGCAGUCUUAUUUAUCUAAUAGUGACUCAUCCCGACAUUGCACAUGUUGUUCACAUUGUAAGUCAGUUCAUGGUUGCCCCUCAAACCAUUCAUUUUACUGUUGUUCUUCGUAUUCUUCGUUAUGUCAAAGGAACUCUAGGACAUGGCCUUCAGUUCUCAUCCCAGUCAUCCCUGGUCUUAUCCGGCUACUCUGAUGCUGAUUGGGUUGAUGAUCCUACUGACCGACAUUCUACCUCAAGUUAUUGUUUCUAUCUUGGUGACUCUUAUUUCUUGGUGGAGUGA
This is a messenger RNA of Benincasa hispida (wax gourd), 453 nucleotides long. The record is from RefSeq and is a predicted model, not a curated record. Lineage: Eukaryota; Viridiplantae; Streptophyta; Magnoliopsida; Cucurbitales; Cucurbitaceae.